Aspergillus aculeatinus CBS 121060 is the source of this 1004-nucleotide messenger RNA. RefSeq names its product MDR family NADPH-dependent oxidoreductase. The coding region runs from base 13 to 957 and encodes 314 amino acids. NCBI's taxonomy places the organism in Eukaryota, Fungi, Ascomycota, Eurotiomycetes, Eurotiales, Aspergillaceae. Gene Ontology annotation, molecular function: trans-2-enoyl-CoA reductase (NADPH) activity. Gene Ontology annotation, cellular component: mitochondrion. Gene Ontology annotation, biological process: fatty acid metabolic process. The transcript is spliced from 2 exons. The record is from RefSeq and is a predicted model, not a curated record.
CAAAAGAUAACCAUGGCCGAAGCCCUCGUCAUCCCCUUCGAGAGCGCGCAACCUCUCGACAACUUGCAUGUCGAAACCCUGCCGCUCCCGACCUGCGGGCCACGACAGGUCCUGGUGCGAUUCCUGGUGGUUCCCAUCAAUCCCUUGGACUUUGCCGUGAUCGCAGGCCAGUACCCAGUGAAGCUGCAGAGUGUCUAUAACAGUGAGAAUGGGGUCCAACACGCCAUUCCAGGAUCGGAUGGCGCGGCCCGGAUCCUGCAGACAGGGGCGGAGGUCGACCACCUCGCGGUUGACGAUCUCGUCAUCCUGCGCACGCAUUGUCGGGGCACGUGGAGGACUCAUGGCGUCUUCGACGAGGCCGAUCUCAUCCGCGUGCCAUCCACCACCGACCCUUGCGUGGCCUCCCUGCUCCGCAUGGGCGUGGCUCCGGCCUUCUUCCAGCUACGCGACUACCACACGCUGGAGCCGGGAGACUGGAUUAUUCAGAACGCGGCCACCGGCACGAUCAGUCACUUUGUCUGCCAAUUGGCACGGCUCCUGGGAGUGCAGGUCAUCAGCGUCAUCCGCGAUCGCGCCAACGCCGAAGAGCUGGAGCGAAUGAAGCGGUUGCUCCGCUCCCACGGGGCCUCAGUAGUGCUCACACAAGAGGAGCUCGCCGCGCCGCGGGUCCUCGAAGGGAAGCGGAUUGUUCUCGCCAUUGACUCGGUGGCCGACGAUGCGUUAGUGCGGACGAUGGCAGCGGCCAUGACCGCUGGAGGCACCGUGCUGAGCGGGCAAACGGCACUGUUCGAGUGGUUUGCGGGCCUGGUCGGCCGGGGGACUCUGAAGGCGCCCGCAUUGAAAUUUCUGCAUUGGCAAGCUGGAGCCGAAGCGCAGGAGCUUGUGGCUGCCGUGCAGGGUCAGGCGCAGACAGUGGUUGGCCAACGUAAAGCAGUCAUCAUCGUCGGCGAGAGAUGAUGGAGCGAUGGAUGCGGGACGGCGGCGUGCCUCUGUAAUUGACCCUG